GACAACCAUUAAAAGGCUGAAAUAAAUAGUCUGAACCAGUGAUGAACCAUUAAGAGGUCCCCUACCAAAAUUUACAAAAAUACAGCAAACAAUUGCAGAUCCACCCCCAACCAACUGAAAGAUUGGGUUUCUUUCAUACACUCCCGGCGCAGCAGAAUCAUCAAAGUCCAUUUCGGAUCUCCCGGCAAGACCCUAGUGCCGGUUUCUUUUCACCCCCAUGGUCUCCGUCUGUUGAUAUUCGAAGCUCACACAUCGAUCCAAGAUGUACAUGGCAUACGGAUGGCCGCAGGUCAUCCCUCUGAUGCCCGGUUCAUGCCCGUCUUCUCAGCAAAUUGUGUACCUCAAGGUCACCAAUGGCUUAUUGCUUGUGGUUUCGCCAAUUCACAUCGAGCUCUGGUCUUCUUCUCAGUAUAGGGUGAGAUUGGCGAAGUACAAGAGAAGUUCAGAUUCAAUUCGCAGUGAAGGAGAGAAUAUUCAGGCUGUUUGGAGCCCUGAUACCAAAUUGGUUGCUGUUCUCACCUCAUCUUUGCAUCUCCAAAUAUUUAAGGUUCAGUUUACAGAAAAGAAGAUACAAAUUGGAGGGAAACAACCAUCUGGUUUGUUUCUAGCAAACAUAGGUUUACUUCUUAACGAGCAGGUGCCAUUUGCUCACGAGAAUUUGACAGUGAGCAAUAUUGUCUCUGAUAACAAACAUAUGCUUGUUGGACUCUCUAAUGGUUCGUUGUACAAUAUUUCCUGGAAGGGUGAGUUUUGUGGAGCCGUUAACAUUGAUGUUCAGUUUUGCGACGGUAGUGGGGCUACCAAACAUUCGAAUAACAUGGAAAAUGAUUUUGCUUCAACUGGAGCAGAAAUCGAUAAUGCUCCUAGUAUUUGCAAGUCUCAACCAUCCGCUGUAUCCCACCUGGAAUAUUCCCAACCCUUAAGAUUGCUGUUUGCUCUAUUUUCUGAUGGGCAACUCAUCGCAUGUUCUGUAAGCAAGAAGGGCUUUAGAAUGGCCGAGCAUGUCAAAGCUGAAAAGAGAUUGGGCUCUGGUGAUGCUGUUUGUGCCUCUGUUGCUUCAGAACAACAAAUUCUUGCCGUUGGUUGCAAAAGUGGCGUUGUUGAGCUGUAUGAUCUUGCAGAAUCCACUUCACUGAUACGUUCUAUUUCUUUGUAUGACUGGGGAUAUUCCGUUGAAGAUACUGGUGCUGUGAAUUGUAUUGCUUGGACCGCUGACAAUUCUGCUUUUGCAGUUGGGUGGAAGUUAAGAGGGCUUUCUGUUUGGUCAGUUUCUGGUUGUCGAUUGAUGUGUACAACCCGUCAAGCUGGAUUAAAUUCAAUAUCUUCCCCUGCAAUUAAACCUAACCAGGAAUGUAAAUAUGAACCUAUGAUGACUGGCACCUCACUGGUGCACUGGGAUGAACAUGGUUAUAGGCUUUAUGCUGUUGAGGAGGGUUCUUCAGAGAGAGUUAUUGCAUUUUCUUUUGGAAAGUGCUGUCUCAACAGAGGAGUUUCUGGGACAACUUAUGCUCGACAAGUAAUAUAUGGUGAAGAUAGGUUGCUUGUUGUCCAGUCAGAAGAUACUGAUGAACUUAAAAUCUUGCAUAUUAACCUUCCAGUUUCAUAUAUUUCCCAGAAUUGGCCCAUUUUACAUGUGGCUGCUAGCAAAGAUGGGAUGUACUUGGCAAUUGCUGGCCUUCAUGGGUUGAUCUUAUAUGAUAUAUGUCAUAAAAAAUGGCGGUUUUUUGGAGAUAUUAGCCAGGAGCAACAUAUUCAGUGUAGGGGCUUGUUAUGGAUGGGGAAAAUUGUUGUUGUUUGCAACUAUGAUGAUUCUUCCAAUGGGUAUGAGCUGCUUUUUUACCCAAGGUACCACCUGGACAAGAGUUCACUUCUUUGUCGGAAACCUCUGCUGGCAAAACCAAUGGUGAUGGAUAUUUAUCAAGAAUAUAUACUUGUCACUUACUGCCCUUUUGAUGUCCACAUUUAUCAUGUGAAACUGUUUGGUGAAUUGACCCCUUUAAGCUCUCCAGAUUUACAGCUUUCUACAGUCCGAGAGCUUUCAAUCAUGACUGCAAAGUGCCACCCUGCAGCAAUGCAUUUCUUACCCGAACAGCUUCCUAGGAAAACUUUAACAGACGAUGCUAUAUCUUCACCUGACAAAUUAGUGAGAGAGCCUGCUAGAUGCUUGAUUCUAAGGACAAAUGGAGAGCUUUCACUCCUUGAUUUGGAUGAGGGGAGGGAAAGAGAGCUCACUGACUCAGUGGAGUUGUUCUGGGUUACAUGCGGUCAAUCAGAGGAGAAAACUACCCUGAUUGAGGAAGUUUCAUGGCUGGAUUAUGGCCACCGAGGAAUGCAGGUUUGGUAUCCAUCUCCAGGUCUCAACUCUUUUAAGCAAGAAGACUUCUUGCAGUUGGACCCUGAAUUGGAGUUUGAUCGCGAGGUUUAUCCUCUUGGUCUACUGCCGCAUGCUGGAGUUGUGGUUGGCGUUUCACAGAGAAUGUCAUUUUCUGCGAGCACAGAGUUUCCUUGUUUUGAGCCAUCCCCCCAAGCUCAGACUAUAUUGCAUUGCUUGCUAAGGCAUCUUUUGCAGAGAGACAAGGAUGAACAAGCACUAAGAUUGGCUCAAUUAUCAGCAGGAAAACCACAUUUUCCUCAUUACCUUGAGUGGCUUCUUUUUACAGUUUUUGAGGCUGAAAUUUCUGGAAAAAGCUCAAGAAACAACGUAACUACAUUAUCUAGUCACGGCACCAUCACUUCUCUUCUGGAUAAGACAUGUGAUCUGAUCAGAAAUUUUCCAGAGUACUGGGAUGUGGUUGUUAGUGUUGCAAGAAAAACCGAUGGCCGACAUUGGGCAGAUUUGUUUGCUGCUGCAGGGCGAUCAACUGAGUUAUUUGAGGAAUGCUUUCAAAGGAGAUGGUACCGAACCGCUGCCUGCUAUAUACUUGUAAUUGCAAAGCUUGAAGGUCCUGCUGUGAGUCAAUAUUGUGCACUACGUUUGUUGCAGGCAACACUCGAUGAGUCCUUGUAUGAGCUGGCUGGGGAGCUGGUGAGGUUUCUUCUCAGAUCGGGAAGAGAAUAUGAACCUACACCUGUGAAUUCUGAGAAGUUAUCUCCUCGAUUCUUUGGAUAUUUUCUGUUUCCUUCAAGUUAUCAGAGGCAAUCUUUUGACCCAAAAGGCCCAUUCAAGGAUCAAAAUGCACAUGUUGCUUCUGUUAAGAAUAUUUUAGAGAGUCAUGCAAGCCUUUUGAUGUCUGGGAAGGAACUCUCGAAGCUUGUUGCAUUUGCAAAAGGCACACAAUUUGACCUUGUGGACUAUUUGCGGCGAGAGAGAUAUGGAUCUGCUCGCUUAGAGAAUUUUGCCUUGGCAUUUGAACUCAUUGGACAGAAGCUUCAAAUGGGGACACUGCAAAGUCGAUUGGAUGCAGAAUUCCUUUUGGCUCAGAUGUGCUCUGUCAAAUUCAAAGAAUGGAUCGUUGUCCUGGCCACACUAUUGAGGAGAUCUGAGGUUUUGUUUGAUCUCUUUCGACAUGAUUUGCGUUUAUGGGAGGCAUAUAGCAUUACAUUGCAGUCACACCCGGCAUUCACUGAAUACCAUGAUUUGCUAGCAUCCUUGGAGGAGAAGCUUUCAUAUCCCUCUAAUUCAGAAAAUAUAUGAGCCAUGGAGAUGCGGAAAAAGCCUUGUUUCUCUUAAGAUCCGGAUCAUUGUCUUUCUACCAUGAACAGGUUGUACUCUAGAUCUGCUGUAAAGUAGCUAUCUGCUUUGUUUGCAUUAUAGUGUUUGGUCACGGAAUGCAAAAACUUUAAAUUGUGAAACACUGCUUUUAGCAGCGUGUUGGUGGCCAAAAUGCUGAUAUACAAACCCGGAGUGUGACACGAGAGAAACACAUUAAACAUAAUAGGAAAUAUGAUGUGAGGUUUAUGUUUAUAAUUCACAAUUUUUUUUUGCAGAAAUAAUUUAAAUUGUAGAUAGGCGUAGUGAUGCUGUUUUUUUUCUUCAAAUCUUUUCAUUCCCAAUCAUUUUUUGUUCCUGUCAUGGUUUGUCACUUGUGGUUUGAGUCAUUAUUUGUAAAGUUACAGUUUACACUUUUGUUUU
Messenger RNA from Cuscuta campestris, 4072 nucleotides. The record is from the annotation of a GenBank genome assembly. NCBI's taxonomy places the organism in Eukaryota, Viridiplantae, Streptophyta, Magnoliopsida, Solanales, Convolvulaceae.